Umbelopsis ramanniana AG is the source of this 2148-nucleotide messenger RNA. RefSeq lists its product as uncharacterized. Gene Ontology annotation, cellular component: nucleus; P-body; CCR4-NOT core complex. The record is from RefSeq and is a predicted model, not a curated record. The coding region runs from base 333 to 2024 and encodes 563 amino acids. The transcript has 12 exons. Gene Ontology annotation, biological process: nuclear-transcribed mRNA poly(A) tail shortening; regulation of DNA-templated transcription. Lineage: Eukaryota; Fungi; Mucoromycota; Umbelopsidomycetes; Umbelopsidales; Umbelopsidaceae.
AGGUAACCUAAUAGCGAUGGUUCAUAACGCCAAUAUAGUAAUAUAGAUCCCUUCUUGACACCUUCUAACGUAGCCUAUAGAAUGAAAAUCUUGUUUCAUUGAUAUUUGUCUACAGUAUUAGUCUUGUGUAGACUGGAAGAGGUCGUGGGCAAUCAUAGGUACGCUAGCUCUUCCUGGAGUUUGGCCACAGGUCAUUUUCAAAAUUCAAUCCGCGCCAACAUUUUUUUCAAUAACCUUUUGGCUGUGGCUUCAAAAAGCUCAGGUUGACAAACGAGCCGAUUUCACAAAGCAUCUACAUCCCCUCAAAGUGUUUAUACACAAUUUAAUUGAAAAUGUCGAUGAAAAAGCUACAAGCUGAUAUUGACCGUGUGUUGAAGAAGGUCUCAGAAGGGGUGGAAAUGUUUGAAUCCAUGAUUGAUAAAUUGGAAGCUGCACCUCCCGGUAACCAAAAGGAAAAGUGCGAAUCCGACUUAAAGAAAGAAAUCAAAAAGCUACAGCGGCUUCGCGAUCAAAUUAAAACGUGGAUUUCAAUGAACGAGAUAAAAGACAAGUCGGCCCUGAUGGAAAACCGAAAGCUUAUCGAACAACAAAUGGAGCGAUUUAAGGUUAUAGAAAGAGAAAUGAAGACAAAAGCAUUUUCAAAAGAAGGUCUAUCUCAGUCAGCAAAACUUGAUCCAAGAGAAAAAGAGAAGCUUGAAACGAGCGAAUGGCUGUCAACGACAGUGGAAGAGCUUGAUCGUCAACGAGAGAUGAAGGAAGCGGAAUUAGAGACCAUGCAGCGAGGGACGAAAAAAGGCAAAAAGGAUCACGCAAAGAAUGAGCGAAUGAAAGAAUUUGAACAUCAGAUUGAGCGAUACAAGUGGCAUGUCAACCGGCUUGAGCUUAUCAAUCGAUUACUUGGUAAUGAUCAACUGGAUACCGAGCAGGUCCUAUCAAUUCAGGAAGACGUGAAAUACUUUGUCGAAUCAAAUCAGGAACCUGACUUUGAGGAGGAUGAGUACAUAUACGACGACUUGAAUUUAGAAGAAGAAGAGCGUAUCUACAGUAUACCGAAUGCUGAUGAUGUGAUUCCAAGUCUGGAAGACGAAGAUGAUCCCGAACUGCUUGCAUCUGGUAGGAUUCCCUCAUUACCACCAGCAAAAUCAACGUCAUUACACGUACAGACCACACCAAUUACAAAAACAAAAGACGAUUCUACAGCUACAUCACCCGUCAGUACCAAGUCUAAUUCGCCAUUACUUGCCCGUUCACCAGUGGAUAUCAAGCCGCCAUCAGCGAAAAUGCCAGUGGCACCAACAAUUCAGUAUGCACAAGCAGCUGCAUCACAUACACAACGAAAGCGAACAGAUAGUGGGACAGGUUCAACGCAAUCUGUGCACGAUCGUAGCGAUGACGACGACGCGAAAUCCAAUGUACCUGCACCAGCACCCAUACAUACAGAACCAGUUGCUGCAGAGGGUAAUGGUAUCCGCCAUACUUCACCACCAAAACAGGAGCAGAAAGACCCGAGCGCCAAUAUGCCGUCGACCCUAUCUGAUCUGGUGUCCUCCUUUGAAGCGCUGAAGUCUCGAGCUGUUGGGAAGAGCGAUCAGGAGUAUAAUUCGACGAUGUUGGAUGCCAGUUUUAUGCUCGUUCCUGAUAUUUUUGAGUGUGAAAGGCCCAAGCAGUAUCAAGCAAAGCAGCCUUAUCAAACACCAUCAUACUAUCCCCAAACUGCAUUGGACAUAUUUGAUAAUCCUGCCUUUUUUGAGAGAGUGGAUGUUGAUGCGCUGUUCUUUAUCUUUUAUUAUCGACAAGGAACCUAUCAACAGUACCUGGCAGCUAGAGAACUGAAGCGACAGUCAUGGCGAUUCCAUAAAAAAUACCUCACGUGGUUCCAGCGACAUGAAGAGCCGCAGACCAUAACAGAGGACUAUGAACAGGGAACGUACAUAUAUUUUGAUUAUGAGCACGCAUGGUGCCAACGAAAGAAAUCAGACUUCCGCUUUGAAUACAGAUUCUUGGAAGAUUCAGAUUUGAUAUAAGUCUUCUGUAUAUUAUGAAUAAACCCUCUCCCUUCCUUGCUUCUCAAUAUCGUUUACAAAAGAUCUUCAUCGGCAUCACUGUCGUCAUUCAUCCAGUCAUCAUUAUUUAGCAGCUCCUCGCUUU